Messenger RNA from Tyto alba (common barn owl), 2836 nucleotides. It is a transcript of the gene CNKSR1, whose product is annotated as connector enhancer of kinase suppressor of Ras 1. Gene Ontology annotation, molecular function: protein binding. NCBI's taxonomy places the organism in Eukaryota, Metazoa, Chordata, Aves, Strigiformes, Tytonidae. Bases 83 to 2521 code for a protein of 812 amino acids. The record is from RefSeq and is a predicted model, not a curated record. The transcript is spliced from 21 exons.
GUGAGCGGCACGCGGGUGCGCCAAUGGGGCCGCCCGGCCCCGGCGCAGGUGAGCGGCCGCUCCCGGUUCCGGCCUGGCCGCCAUGGAGCCCGUGGGCAACUGGGACCCGGCGCGGGCGGCUGCCUGGCUCCGAGGGCUGGACGCGGCGGUGCAGGGGUACCCCUUCGAGGCGUGGGGGCUGGCGGGGCCCCAGCUGCUGGGGCUGUCGGCGGGGGCCCUGGAGAAGUUGGGGGUGCGGCGGCUGGGGCACCAGGAGCUGCUGCUGGAGGCCGUGGAGCAGCUCCGCGCCCUGGACACAGGGCUGGCGAGCACCAGCCUGCGGACGCUGACGGAGCGGCUGUGGGAGCUGGCACAGGGCACCCAGAGCCUGGUGCUGGGGGGGCCGCCAGCGGGGGCUGCCCCCCAGCCGCCCCCCCUCGCCCUCCUGGCCCGUGUCGUUGACCUGGUCGGUGCCGCCAAGGAGCUCUUCUCCUGGCUCAACAGGUACCUCUUCUCCACCCUCAACGAUUUUUCAGCCAGCCGGGACAUCAUCCUGCUCUGCACCCAGCUGGCAGAGACGCUGCAAGCGGACUGUCCCACAACUGAGAGGGACGGACAGAUCCUGCGUAUUUGCCAGCACAUCGUGGGCAUCUGCGAGAGCAUCGUGGGCUGCAGCCCCCCGGCGCUGCUGGACCGCAGGGCUGUGCUGCAACGCGUGGGGCUGGCGCUGCCCCCCAGCCCGCGGGGCAGCCCCCCAACAUCCCCCAACACCCCGACGCUUCCCUCUGGACUGUGGGGGAGCCCCCCAGCAUCCCCUGACACCCCGACGCUGCCCCCCAGCCCAUGGGGGAGCCCUCUGAUGUCCCCUGGCACCCUGACGCUGCCCUCGGACCCCCUGGGGAGCCCCCUGCCACUCCUCACCGCCCCACUGGGCCUCGAGAUCACCUCCACCAGCUCCUGCCUGCACUUUGUGUCUGCGACCACCUCGGAGGCCUUGGCUGCCUACGGGGACUACAUCCUGCCUGGAGACGAGAUCGUGCAGGUCAAUGAGCAGGUCGUGGUGGGUUGGACACGCACCAACCUGGCAAAGAAGCUGCUGGAGAAGGCGAGCGGGGUGACACUGGUGCUAAAGAAGAUCCCCCUUGACCUGCCCGGUUCACCCUCCUCUCCCAGGCAGCAGCUCCCAGGAGCUUUUUCGGACGCUGCGGAUCCUCCCAGUGCCAGGAGCAGCGACUGCCCCGGCAGCCCCGUGUCCCCGACCUCCAGCGCUGCUGCCGAUUUGGACUCGGGGCCAGACUCGGCGCUGGACCCUGCCACUGAGGAAGAGGAGGGAGAGCACAAGCAGGACUUGAGGCUUCCCGGGGUGGCUGCGGGGGAGCUGCCGGGGCUGCCCGGCCACGGUGCUGCGGAGGAGGAGGAGACAGCGUGGGAGGGUGGCACCCCACCGAGCACCCCGUGCUCCUCGGGCACCCCUGCUGCCGCCGGACCCUGCGCUGCGGAGCUCAACCCCACGGCGGGGGCCGGGGGCGCAGAGCCUGGCCAGCUCCCCAGGGAGGACAGCCCCCAGACAGGACGCAGACCAAAAGGAGUGGCAACCAGGCUGAGCCGCCGGCGGGUCUCGUGCCGGGACUUGGGCCGGGUGGACUGCAAUGGCUGGCUCCUCAAGAAGAAGGACCACGUGGGCUUCAUGGCCCAGAAGUGGAAGCGGUGCUGGUUCGUGCUGAAGGGCCACACGCUCUACUGGUACCACCACCCCAACGAUGAGAAGGCUGCGGGGCUCAUCAACGUGGCCACCUACGACCUGGAGAGCACGAGGGAGCAGAAGAAGAAAUACGUGUUCCAGCUCUGCCAUCAGAAGUACAAGCCCUUCAUCUUCGCCGCAGAAACGCUGGGUGAUUUGAGCAUGUGGGUCAGUCACCUAAUAACAGCCAAAACAAAGUACACGCUGGCCCACCAGUCAGUCCCGGACAGGGAGGAAGACUGCUACAGUGAGACAGAAGCGGAGGACCCUGACGAUGAGUCCCCCAGGCACGGAUGCGACUCGCCAAAGAAGAAGCUGCAAAACGCCCCGGAGAAAGCCCAGCUCUUCGCAGCCGGCGGCGAGCCCAGCAGCGCAGCCAGCAGCCCCCAGGGCAGCCCCCGGCCCUCCUCGCCCAUGGACCCCGCCGGGGAGGAUCUCGAGUGCCUGAUGCGGUGCCUGAAGCAGGGGGGGGUGUCCCUCAUCGGGCGGCAGCGGUUCCUGACGCAGGAGCAGUGCCGCAAGUCCUUCAUCCGGCGCAACAAGAACCCCCACAUCAACGAGAAGGUGCACGCGGUGCGGGCCCUGCAGAGCACGCUCAAGGCGAAGCUGGUGGAGCUGCAGGCUCUGGAGCAGCUGCUGUGCGACGCCACGCUCACCUCGGAGAAGUUUACGUGCUGGAAGGAAGAGCACCAGGAGCUGUACCAGGAGCUGAGGGAGUGGUGGGCACGGCAGCAGGACCAGGAUGGCAACGGGGGGCUCGGGGCGAAGCAUGAACCCCCUGAAGAGGCUGUCGAGCCCUAACACCCUGCCGGGACCUCUCGCAUAAAUUGCUGCUGAAAAAAACCCCACGGUGCUGCGGGAGAAAAGCGGGUGCUCUGCCCGUGCUGGGGGGGGUGCAUAGCGGGAUUGAUGACAUUUUUGGAGACAGCCCCCAGCACGGACUUGCCACAGGGGACACAGCUUCUGCUACAUCACCCCCUCCCUGGGCUAGGACGUCGCAGUGACAGUUGCUUUUUUUUUCAAGGACGGUUUGCCUUGGCUGCACCUUGGCCAUUUCCUCCAGGAAAAAAACUGGCCAAGGUCCCUUCUGCUGUAAAUAAAACUGUGUCAACGAGG